ACGCCGUACAAGAUAACUAACGUUCAAUGUUGUGACUGACGUCCCUCCUUGAGCGCACGUGAGGACAGUAAGGCGCACAAACAUAUCAUUUGCCCCGUUCUUAUAUACUCUUGCAUCAGUCGAACUUAUUUUGUUUUGUUUUGUAAAUCCCGACUUGGUGACUUGUUUGAUUUGGCGAACGGCUAACGUUUCCCGUAAAGACAGGCGGCAGCUUAAACUCUCAGCUCCAGUCGGCUCGAAAGCUUGUAGGUAACAUGUCGGCCGCGCAAACCGACUCCAGGAAGCGAAGCAAGAAGCGCUUUGUAGCCGGCCACAACAACAGCAAGCGGUGGAAGGGCUCCCGGGAGCUAGAGGUGGGCAUGCAGGGGAUCCUCAUCACCUGCAACAUGAACCAGAGAAAGUGCACGGCGGAGGCCUUGGACCUGCUCAAUGAGUACGCCGAGAAGCUCUAUGGGCCGGAGAAGCUGCCAAAUGCAAACGGAGGCAGCAGCGAAGAAGAAGAAGACGUCGAUGUUGCGCUGAAGAAGGAAGUUGCACAGCUGCAAGCAUCCAACACUAAACAGGAGAGACGUUUCCAGGCGCUGGAAAGUGGAGCCAACAAUGUCAUUUUCAUCAAAACGCAAAAUAUGGAACCUGACAAGCUCAUUCAUCAGAUCCUGACUGACCUGCACACCAGCAAGAAAAAGAAGUCUCGCGUGAUCCUCCGAAUGCUGCCUGUCACUGGAACAUGCAAGGCCUUCCAGGAGGACAUGGUGAAAUACCUGACUACAUACUUGGAGCCAUGGUUCAAAACCCCCAACUGUGCGACGUAUAAAAUUGCUUUCAAGGCUCGUAACAGCAGCCACAACAAGAGAGAUGAGAUCAUCAAAUCUAUCGCAGGCAUUGUGGGAAAGCUAAACCCGAAAAACAAAGUGGAUUUGACCAACCCUGAACUGACCAUCAUUGUCGAGGUCAUCAAAGCUGUGUGUUGUAUCAGUGUAGUAAAAGACUAUACGCUUUACAGAAAGUACAACGUUCAGGAAGUAGUGAAAGAAGAUGAGCCAGCAAAGCCCGUCACAGACACGCCGGAGGAGGAGAAGCACGACGGAGGGGUGAAGGACAAAGAGGAGACGACAGAAAUGGAGGAAGAAAAUGUGUCGCAGAACAACGAAGAGCCUGAAAACGGAGGCAAAUGAGACUCCACGUUCUUGGAAACACUCUUGUUAAGAUGUUAACUGUUAUUGUAGUGAUUUGUUUUGAAAUGGAAUGAUAAUCUGGUUUCUCCAAAAACUAGGCGUAAAAAGAUUUAGAAGGGUCUCCAUCUCAUUUUUUUUAACAUCCGUGAAUAUUUGUAGACUAAACUGGGAUCCGACCUCGGCUCCAUUUCAGAUGCAGCUGUUUAGAAUAAACCGUACAUAGUAACAUUUUGCAGCUCUGUGUUUCUCAGAUGCCUGUUUUAAUUCUUUCAAUGUUUCUAAUUUUCAUGUUUUUAUCUUUAAAAAAUGGAAUAUUUUUCUCAGUUUGGAUGUUGACCCUCAAGACACAAUCAGGGAUCAACCUGGUCAAAUAAUACUGAGUGGAAGCCCACCCAGAGAAGCCAUCCUAAGACUCGGGUCAUAUUUGAUAUCUGUGCUUUUUUGUUGUUUUCCAAACGACUUCCUGAAUUAAAGAAACAACUGAGUCAAACAAG
Molecule: messenger RNA, 1669 nt
Organism: Oryzias latipes (Japanese medaka)
Lineage: Eukaryota; Metazoa; Chordata; Actinopteri; Beloniformes; Adrianichthyidae
Gene: thumpd1
Product: THUMP domain containing 1
Biological process (GO): tRNA modification
Molecular function (GO): RNA binding
Source: RefSeq, a predicted model, not a curated record